AUUGUUGUAUGCUCUGACUCUGGUGUAAGACAUUUGUGUUGAGAUUUUUGGAGACUUUUGCACAAAUUUCGUUCUUGGCCAUUUUGCUGAGGCAGAAAAGGACGUUGUGGAGUCCCACAGGUCUUUCUUCAGGGAGCCUUUCUUCAUCCAAGCCAUCAUGUCUGAUAAGCCCAGAGUGUACCAGGGCGUCCGCGUGAAGACCACAGUCAAAGAGCUGCUGCAGAGGCACAGAGCCCGCGAGGCCAACAGCAAAAAAGUUAAAACGAUAUCCCAGGCUUGCUCGGAGCUCCACGAUCUAUGCGCGGCCACCUUUCCGGAUCGCUAUGUGGACCCUCCUCCUGCCGUUCCUCACGCAGCAGACUCGAACAGCUGUGGUGUGCGUGCCCUCCAGCUGCGCACCGCCUCGUUCCCUUUCCCUGACGGCUCGUGCAACAUCCAGAUGCAGGAGAGCGCCUUUAACGACAUCCAGCAGCAGUUUGGGGACAUGAUGUUGCCCAGCAACGGCUACAGCGGCAACAACAACAGCACCGGCGGUGGUGGUGGAGGCUUCACCGCAUCCCUGCCUCCACGUCCCACCCUGCCGCUGCCCUGGAGCCAUGGACUCUCCUCAGAUGCGGACUUCUACGGCCAGGAGAUGGCUCCCUGCUCCUCACCCGAGUCGCUGAAGCUCUGUAACCCCAUGGACCCCAACAGCUACUCCCCGCAGGACUCCUUCUCCUCCUCCUCGUCCUCCUCCUGCUACGACUCACCCACGAGGAUGGAGUCCAGCUACCACAGCGGCUUCCCCUCAGAGCACUACCACUAUCAGAACUGCAGCCCUCAGGACUGUUUCUGCCUGCCCCAUUGCUGGCCCAGUCAGCAGGAGAGCUUCUGCGCCCCUGAGUACGCACCUUACUUCAACCCCAUAGACUAUCCCUACGCCUGUCCUGUGGAGGAGAACUACUUCAAGAGGGAUUAUCAGAUGAGCUCGGAGAUGUGUUACAAUGUUCUAUGAUGAGACCAGCAGCAGUGUUGUUUUUGUCUCUGGAUUGUAAAUAUGAAUCAGUAAGCUUGGUGGUCUGCAUUUCAAUGUGUGUGUGUGUGUGUGUGUGUGUGUGUGUUUGUGUGUGUGUGUGUGAGUGUGCUCCGACUGACUUUUGCUUCCGUGGAAAAUGAUUGAAUGUGUGGAGAAAAAAGACGAUAUUUUUGUAUUCACUUUUUUACUGCUCAGAUUUAUUUUCAUACUCAAAAUUUGUCACUUUUUAAAAAAAUAAAAAUGUGCCAAACAUAAACCAACA
This is a messenger RNA of Notolabrus celidotus (New Zealand spotty), 1277 nucleotides long. It is a transcript of the gene pou2af3, whose product is annotated as colorectal cancer associated 2. The record is from RefSeq and is a predicted model, not a curated record. NCBI's taxonomy places the organism in Eukaryota, Metazoa, Chordata, Actinopteri, Labriformes, Labridae. The transcript is spliced from 5 exons. Gene Ontology annotation, molecular function: DNA binding; POU domain binding. The coding region runs from base 158 to 994 and encodes 278 amino acids.